Messenger RNA from Labeo rohita (rohu), 7178 nucleotides. It is a transcript of the gene ap3d1, whose product is annotated as adaptor related protein complex 3 subunit delta 1. Gene Ontology annotation, cellular component: terminal bouton; membrane coat; presynaptic endosome. Lineage: Eukaryota; Metazoa; Chordata; Actinopteri; Cypriniformes; Cyprinidae. The transcript is spliced from 35 exons. The record is from RefSeq and is a predicted model, not a curated record. Gene Ontology annotation, biological process: Golgi to vacuole transport; synaptic vesicle budding from endosome; synaptic vesicle membrane organization. Bases 197 to 3982 code for a protein of 1261 amino acids.
GUGAUCCGUCCGCCAUUUUGUCAGCCAUUUCCUUCACUGGUCCGCUGCAGAUCAGCACUUACAGAAAGAGCAAAACCCCUCCUGCACAGGCCGCUGUUCGGGACUGAAUGAGAGACUAGCGCUCCAGCGGGCCGGUCAGUACUCACACAAAGCCCGUGUUUGCGGUUCGGUCCGGUAGGACGGGAGGGAAAUCAUCAUGGCUCUGAAAAUCGUGAAGGGAAGCAUCGAUCGGAUGUUCGAUAAAAACCUGCAGGAUUUAGUACGUGGCAUUAGGAACCAUAAGGAAGAUGAGGCCAAAUACAUUUCGACAUGCAUCGAUGAGAUCAAGCAAGAACUCAAACAGGACAACAUCGCUGUUAAAGCCAACGCAGUCUGCAAGCUCACCUACUUGCAGAUGCUCGGCUAUGACGUCAGUUGGGCUGCGUUCAACAUCGUGGAGGUGAUGAGCUCCUCCAAAUUCACAUAUAAGCGAAUCGGCUACCUUGCAGCAUCACAAUGCUUUCAUGAGGGCACUGAUGUCAUCAUGCUGACGACCAAUCAGAUCCGCAAGGAUCUGAGUAGUCCUAAUCAGUAUGACACCGGCGUGGCUCUGACUGGCCUUUCCUGCUUCGUGACCCCUGACCUUGCUCGUGAUCUGGCCAAUGACAUCAUGACUUUGAUGUCCCACACUAAGCCGUACAUUCGCAAGAAGGCGGUGCUGAUCAUGUACAAAGUGUUCCUGAAAUACCCCGAAUCCCUUCGUCCCGCCUUCCCACGCCUCAAAGAGAAGCUGGAGGACCCAGAUCCCGGUGUCCAGUCAGCAGCUGUGAACGUCAUUUGUGAACUAGCCAGAAGAAACCCCAAGAACUAUCUUUCCCUGGCACCCCUGUUUUUCAAACUCAUGACCUCCUCUACCAACAACUGGGUGCUCAUUAAGAUCAUCAAGCUGUUUGGCGCUCUCACUCCGUUGGAGCCUCGUUUGGGGAAGAAGCUGAUUGAGCCCCUGACAAACCUCAUCCACAGUACCUCGGCCAUGUCGCUUCUCUAUGAGUGUGUCAACACGGUCAUAGCAGUGUUGAUCUCGCUGUCGUCUGGGAUGCCCAAUCACAGUGCUAGCAUACAGCUCUGUGUGCAGAAACUGCGAAUCCUGAUCGAAGACUCGGACCAGAACUUGAAGUACUUGGGUCUUCUGGCCAUGUCCAAGAUUCUGAAGACGCACCCCAAGUCCGUGCAGUCGCACAAGGACCUGAUCCUGCAGUGUUUGGACGACAAAGACGAGUCCAUCCGACUGAGAGCUCUGGAUCUGCUCUACGGCAUGGUCUCAAAGAAGAACCUGAUGGAGAUCGUGAAGAAGCUCAUGCUGCAUGUGGACAAAGCUGAAGGCACCACUUACCGAGACGAGCUGCUCACCAAGAUCAUCGACAUCUGCAGCCAGAGCAACUACCAGUAUAUCACCAACUUUGAGUGGUACAUCAGCAUCCUGGUCGAACUGACUCGCCUAGAGGGCACAAGGCACGGCCACCUAAUCGCCUCUCAGAUGCUGGACGUCGCCAUCCGCGUCAAAGCCAUCCGAGGUUUCGCCGUGGCUCAGAUGGCCACUCUCUUGGACAACGCACAUCUGCUGACCGGCAACACGCAGCGCAAUGGGAUCUGCGAGGUUCUCUAUGCGGCCGCGUGGAUCUGCGGAGAGUUCUCCGAGCAUCUGGAAGACCCCAUGCAAACACUGGAGGCCAUGCUGAGGCCCAAAGUGGCCACCCUGCCCGGUCACAUCCAGGCAGUGUACGUACAAAACGCCGCCAAGCUGUUUGCGACCGUGCUGCGGAAGCACGAAGGGGACACUGACAGCCAGGCCGCGCAGGAGACCAGCCAGCUGCUUAUAGAUAGACUGCCGCUCUUCGUCCAGAGUGCCAACCUGGAAGUGCAGGAGAGGGCAUCCUGCAUCCUCCAGCUGGUGAAGUACAUCCAGAAGCUGCAGCAGAAGAACGUGGAGGUGGCAGAGGAAGUGACGGCUCUCUUCGCCGGAGAGCUCAAUCCCGUGGCUCCCAAGGCCCAAAAGAAAGUGCCUAUACCAGAUGGUCUGGAUUUGGACGCCUGGAUCAAUGAGCCUCCGUCAGAGAGCGAGUCUGAAGACGAGAAGCCCAAAGCGGUGUUUGCUAAAGAGGAACCCAAGCAUUCCAGAUCAAGACACCCUGAGGUGGAUGAGAAAGAGCUGGCCAGGAGGAGGGAAGCCAGGAAGCAGGAACAGGCCAACAACCCGUUCUACAUCAAGGCCUCACCAUCAUCUCAGAAGGUGUACGACGCUCCAGGUGUAGAACACAUUCCGGUGGUGCAGAUCGACCUUAGUGUGCCUCUCAAAGUCCCAGGGAUGCCCAUGUCUGACCAAUACCUGAAGCUGGAGGAGGAGCGCCGGCAGAAGGAGAAGGCGGAGAGGAAGAAGAAGGAGAAGAAGAAAAAGCGAGAGAAGCGAGGAAAAGACAGAAAGGCGGAUUCAGGCCCCGAGAGCGAGGAGGACAUAACACCCGCUCACCAGGUGGACAUAGUCACAGAGGAAAUGCCAGAGAAUGCCUUACCAAGUGACGAUGACGAUAAGGAUCCCAAUGACCCUCAUAAAGCUCUGGACAUAGAUCUGGACAAUCUGCUCUCUGGUUCUAGUGCAAGGCCGCUUGCAGACAGCGAGAAGCUUCCUGUGAGGACCCACCGUCCAGAGGUGCUGAAGAGCCCCGCCGAGGACCGAGACAACGAGAGCGUCCCGCAAGAGACCAAGAAGAAGAGCGGUAAGGAGAAGAAAGAGAAGAAGAAAGACAAGGAGAAGGACAGGAAGAGGAGCAAAGAGGACAAGAAGAAAAAGAAGAAACACAAAGAAGUGGAGGAGGAGCUUCCGGAGUCCCAGCCAGAAGAGGCCGUCCAAUCAGAGGAGACCAAAGAGGCGGCAGCCCCGCCCACAUCCACAUCUGCUGAGGCCUCCGAUCUGGAUUUCUGGCUCUCUAGCGCUCCUGUUCCCCCCGCCGCCCAGGAGGUGACGGCGCCCUCGUCUGCUGCCGCUGUGGACACGAGCUCUGCGGCCGCCCCAGAAUCUGAGCCCGAUGAACCUAAAGAUGCAGAGCCAGAGGACACGAAAUCCUCCAAACACAAGAAGAAGAAGCAGAAGAAAGAAAAGGAGGAGAAGGAGAAGAAAAAGAAGAAGCGACACCACCAUCAUCACCAUCACAGUGACGCCGGCGGGGAGGAUUCGGUGCAGAACGGCACCGUGGAGGACGAGGAGCCGCUGCCACCCAUGUCCAACUACUCGCUGCUGGCCGAGAACUCCUACAUCAAGAUGAUGAAAGAAGAUGCUGAUCAGGUGUACGACAUCCAGGGCAACCAUCAGGAUGAGAGCAAAGUCGUGGUGUCUGUCAUCUUCGAGAACAAGAGCGACAGCUUCCUGAAGUCGAUGGAGUUCAAUGUGCUGGAUUCCCUCAACUCCAAACUGCAGAGGCCGGAGGGAGCCGGACCUCACGACGGCCUCACCGUCCCCUUCCAACUGCCACCGGGGGUUUCGAACGAGGCCCGCUUCGUGUUCUCAGUGCAGAGUAUCGUCAUGCCUCAGAAACUAAAGGGAACCCUCACCUUUAUAGUUAAGUCGGACGAAUCCUCCACUCAUGAGAAACUGGACUUCAAACUGCACUUUACAUGCACGUCAUACCUGAUCACCACUCCCUGCUACAGUGACGCAUACGCUAAGCUGCUGGAGUCGGGCGACCUGAAGGGCAGCUCUCUACGGCUAGAGGGGAUCAACAUGCCCUUCCACCACCUGCUGGCCAGGAUCUGCUUCCACCAUCACUUCUCCGUUGUGGAGAGGAUCGACUCCUGCGCCUCCAUGUACAGCAGGUCGAUCCAGGGUCACCACGUCUGUUUGCUGGUCAAAACCUCCGAUCAGACGGUCUCCAUCGACGCCAAGUGCGACGAGCCAUCGCUGCUGGGGAAUGUGCUGGAUGAGAUUAAGCAGACCUUCUCGAAAUGCUGAUUGUGUCUGAGACCCCUAACCUUCGCUGCCCUGAAACCCCCUGAACCCCCAUCCCAGUACAGCAGCCCGUCCGGCUGAACCACACGCUCAGAAUCAUAUAUCACACUCUGAGACUCGUGUCCCUCCUCUUCCUUUGUAUUUAUUGGAUCAGUCAUUCUGCUGUUCUUCUUUUAACACCACAAAUUUCAAGCCCGUCUCUUGCCUUUGUUUCCCCUCCUCGACCUCUGACGUGCAUCUUGUUUCUUCAUCCUCUUCCUCAGCUUCUUCGUCUCUUUGACGGUCUUUCCAUUGUCUUAACGGUCCAUGACUUUCAUCUUGAGAACUGGAUUUUUUCGUUGUCGAUGCUUGAGUUGUGUGUUUUUUUUUGUUUUUUUUUUUUUAAUGUUUUGCGUUGUGUUGUUUGUUUGCAUUUUUUUUUUCUGUCCUGAACUCCAUCAGCGCCUUUCUCUGCAUUAAACAUCAGCGAGUCUGUUCCUUACCAGUUUCGUCACGUAUGUGUGUUGCUCUUUUCAAAGGCUAGCCCUCGACAGGACAUCUUCCCACAUCGCAUUCUCAAACUCUAACUGCCUCUGAGCACUAAUUUCACUCACAAGUGCAGUUGCACACAUAUAGGACAUACAGGUACACAGGGUUGCAUUCUAGACCACAUUUAUAUUUGCAAUCACAUGUGACAUUAGUGAUAUCAUGAGGUGGCCCUUUUAUUUGUGUUCUUAUGUUGGGAGAUAAUACUACAGUUGCAUACAAUAAACAACUAAACUGCACACUAACAAACCUCACUCAGGAUAAUGACGGUUAGUAAAAGUGGCAAAAUGAACCCAACCGGAUUAUUUCGCAUCUCACAAAUUCUAUAUAGUUAUUCUUGUACUUUGAUGUUCCAGUUAAUGGAUGCUAGGGUUGCAAAGAGGUGGAAAAUUGCUGGUAAAUUACCUCAAAUUUUAGAGAUGUUGGAAUUAUUCCAGAAUUUUAACACAUAUUUUGGAGAUGCUGGAAUUAUUCCAGAAUUUUUACCUGAAAUUUUGGAGAUGUUGGAAUUUUUCCAGAAUUUUAACAGAUAUUUUGGAAUUGUCCCAGAAUUUAACCAGAAAUUUUGGAAAUGUUGGACUUUUUUUUCCAGAAUUUUACCUGUAAUUUUUGGAGAUGUUGGAAUUUUUCCAGAAUUUAAUCAGAAUUUUUUGGAAUUGUUGGAAUUUUUCUGGAAUUUUACCUGAAAUUUUGGAGAUGUUGGAAUUUUUCCAGAAUUUCAACACAUAUUUUGGAAUUUCCCCAGAAUUUAACCAGAAAUUCUUGGAAAUGUUGGAAUUUUUCCAGAAUUUUAACAGAUAUUUUGGAAUUUUCACAGAAUUUAACCAGAAAUUUUUGGAAUUGUUGGAAUUUUUCCAGAAUUUUACCUGAAAUUUUGGAGAUGUUGGAAUUUUUCCAGAAUUUUAGCCGAAAAUCUGGGUGUUUUUCCCAGAAAUGUAGGAAAUGUUGGAAUUUUUCCAGAAUUUUACAAGACAUUUUGGAAAUGGAAGUUUUUCCAGAAUUUUCCACCCCUUUGUAACCGUAAUGGACACCACCAGGAUGAAAUCUCCAGGUUGCCUGUUUACCUCAAAAUAAUUUCAAUUUGUACUGUAGUUUGUUAAAAACAAACCAAAUCGGGUAAUCAUGUCAUGCCCAUUAAUUGUGAUUAAUCGCAUCCAAAUUAAGUUUGUGUUUACAUUUGUGUAUGUACUGUGUAUAUUUAUGUAUAUAUAAAUACACACACAUACAUGUGUAUAUACAUUUAAGAAAUAUAUAUAUAUAUAUAUAUAUAUGUAUAUGUAUGUAUGUGUAUGUAUAUAUGUAUAUUUAAAUAUACACAGUACAUACAUUAUGUAAGCAAACUUUUAUUUUACAUGUGAUUAACUGUGCUUAAUCAAUUUGACAGCACUAAAAUAUAACUGAAGUACAAUUCAAAAUUAUUUUCUGAUUACGUUUAACUAAAAAUAUUACUUAAACAUGCCAUUUAACACACUGACAGUAUCUCAUGUUUCCGGACAGUAUUAUUAAAGUGACCCUUGUGUGUUUCUAAUACCCGUCUUGAGAAUAUAAUGCUGUUAAAGGGAGCCUACAAAGUUAAAUGUGCACUUCUCAGCUCUGUAUCACGUCUGUCAAACGCCACCGUGGCUUUGACGUCAUCUAAACUCAUGCUUCAUGUGUUCUUCUGCUCUUAGAACUGCCGUCUUGUACAUUUGCAGAUUAUAAUGAAUCAUUUUUUUGUUGUUAUUGUUAAUAUACUGUCAAAUGCCUUUUAUUCCACACUAAUGAACUUAUGCUGAUUAAUUCAGGCACACGCUGUAAGUAAUUCCUGUGUUUAACUGUCUGAUCCAGCACGCUGUAGCGCUCGGUUGUAAGGACGCAACCAAAGUAGAUAUGCUCAUGAAACCUGACGUUAUCCUGAGGGUACCUUGCAAGCGUUUUCCAUCGUACGAGUGAGUUCAUCAACAAGAAGUGACUUGAAUAGCAGGUUAAAAGAACGUAUCUGGAAAAACAACAUCUCUGGUGGUUCACAGGGCCUGUGAGGACUGAAUCAUCUGACUACUUAUUAACAAGUCUGAAUUUUGUGCUACAAGUCACACUGAAAUUUAUAACUUGCAUGGGUAGGAAUGUAAACUUUGCCUACUUUUUUUGGUUUUGACUAAUACAUGAACACUUGCAUAGAAAACUCCCUGAUCAUUCCUUGAUUGUCGCAAUUAUUUUCUAGUUUACUUUUUUACGUAACAGUUGGCUUCACCAUAUAACACCUUUUGAUGGUAUAAUGUAUUUUUAUUUGUUAUGAGUACAUCAACUUCAGAAAAAUGUCUUGGAAUGUUUUUAAAAACAAUUGCAUUUUGCAUUAAAUUAUUAUAUAUAUAUAAUAUAAAUAUCAGUAGAGGGGGUUUGGGGGGGAUUUAGGGGGUUCGUAUAGAUAUGAAUACUUAGCCGUUAAAUGUGAUUCAAGUGAAGUGGCCCAGCUAAUCUAAUAAGGUUUUCCCUCUGGCAAGUUGUAGUGCAGAUAUUGCUGGAUUUGGCUUAUCAUUAAAAUAUACUCUCAUUGCUCUUCGUUUGAAGGUACUGUCCGACUCCUUCAUAUGUAUUUUCCGACUGUAUGAUGUAAUAUAAUGUUUUAAGAUGAAUAAAUGAGCUACAAGAAUGACCAAUAAUGUGCGAGCAAUGUUUUUGAGAGGUCCACGUCAAA